UGUGACGAGCUUCUUCCCGGCUCAAUAAUAUUCUCUUAGCGGCUCCUUGCUUAGCUGCUGCCUCUCUCCCUGUGUGACUGAGAGAGACACACACACACACACACACUCACACACACAUAUACACAGUCCCAGUGCAGGAGUGAGGACAGGCUGUCACCGUGUGUGUGUGUGUGCCUAUGUGUGUGAGCAGGGCUACUGACAGUCUUCCCUGACAAGAGUUUCAGCCUCGCGUGGAUUUCAAUUUUGUAUCGCUUUGGGUUUAUUUUUUUAUACGUUUACCAAUUUUUUGGGGGUAAAUAGAGUUAGUUUUUUUUUUUACAAAAACUGUUUAAAGGGGACAUGGAGGCAGAUGGGAGCCAAGGCACCUCUGGGAGUCCGAACGAUUCUCAGCACGACCCCGGUAAAAUGUUUAUCGGCGGCCUGAGCUGGCAGACCUCCCCAGAUAGCCUCAGAGACUAUUUUAGCAAAUUUGGAGAAAUCCGAGAAUGCAUGGUGAUGAGGGACCCCACCACGAAACGCUCCAGAGGCUUCGGCUUUGUUACGUUUGCAGAUCCUGCAAGUGUAGAUAAAGUAUUAGCUCAACCCCACCAUGAAUUAGAUUCCAAGACGAUUGACCCUAAAGUUGCAUUUCCCAGAAGAGCACAGCCCAAGAUGGUCACAAGAACAAAGAAAAUAUUUGUUGGAGGAUUAUCAGCAAAUACAGUAGUAGAAGAUGUAAAGCAAUACUUCGAACAGUAUGGCAAGGUUGAAGAUGCCAUGCUGAUGUUUGACAAAACUACUAACAGACAUCGAGGUUUUGGUUUUGUAACCUUUGAAAUUGAAGACGUUGUGGAGAAAGUCUGUGAAAUUCAUUUCCAUGAAAUAAACAACAAAAUGGUAGAAUGUAAGAAAGCACAACCUAAAGAGGUUAUGUUUCCUCCUGGGACAAGAGGAAGAGCGAGGGGACUACCCUAUACUAUGGACGCAUUCAUGCUGGGGAUGGGAAUGCUGGGUUACCCAAAUUUUGUUGCAACUUAUGGUCGAGGAUACCCUGGCUUUGCCCCAAGCUACAGCUAUCAGUUCCCAGGUUUUCCUGCAGCAGCAACCUAUGGACCAGUCGCAGCAGCAGCAGUGGCAGCAGCUAGAGGAUCAGGAAUCCCAGAUUAUGGUUUCUAUGCCUCGCCCGGUGACCAACGGGCUGCUUUAUCGUUUGCGGAUUACAGUUCCAUGGGGCCUCGAGCGGCUCAGAUGCUUCGUAGUGAGCAUGCUGCUUCAGCAAGUAACUCCCCCCUCCAUCACCUUCCCAGCCCGGAUCAGUUUAAGAGCCCAGCGGUCCUGAAUAGCUACAGUGCUCAACCGAAUUAUGGCGCACCCGCUUCACCAGCAGGCACCAAUCCAGCUCGACCUGGUGGAUUUCCAGGGGCUAACAGCCCGGGCCCUGUCGCUGAUAUCUAUGGAACUGCCAACCAAGAUUCCGGUGUUGGUAACUACAUUAGCGCAGCAAGUCCUCAACCGGGUUCUGGCUUUGGCCAUGGAAUUGCUGGGCCUUUGAUUGCAACGGCUUUUACAAAUGGAUACCAUUGAAACGUUUCAGGUGGUUGGUUGCCAUCUCACUUUGAGAAUUUAUCUGGAUGCCCAGGCAAGACCGGGCGAAGUUUCUGAAUGGUCCCAUGUUGGGAUGAUGUCAUCAGGCCUUG
This is a messenger RNA of Nanorana parkeri, 1676 nucleotides long. RefSeq names its product musashi RNA binding protein 2 (gene MSI2). The transcript is spliced from 16 exons. Lineage: Eukaryota; Metazoa; Chordata; Amphibia; Anura; Dicroglossidae. The record is from RefSeq and is a predicted model, not a curated record. Bases 340 to 1563 code for a protein of 407 amino acids. Gene Ontology annotation, cellular component: cytoplasm. Gene Ontology annotation, molecular function: RNA binding.